UUUCCAGCUUUGAUUGAGGCGACCACAGAAGACCUCGUCGUAGGUCUCGAGUCGAAACUCUUCACGAGUGUCGACCUCGUCAAUGCCUACAUAGCGAGAAUCCACGAAAUGAACUCAACCUUGCACAUGGUUACCGAAAUCAAUCCCGACGCGCUCAGUAUCGCCGCAGCACUCGAUGCAGAGCGAUCCAAUGGCACGAAGAGAGGCCCCCUUCACGGAAUCCCCAUUCUAAUCAAAAACAAUAUCGCCACCUCAGACAAGAUGAACAACACGGCCGGCUCCUACGCUCUCCUCGGAGCAAAAGUACCACGCGACUCUACUAUAGCAGCCAAGCUGCGCAAAGCCGGUGCCGUCAUCCUAGGGAAAACCAAUCUCAGCCAGUGGGCCAAUUUCAGGAGUAGCAACACGUCCAAUGGAUGGUCUGCACAAGGUGGACAGACCUACGCCGCCUACUACCCAGGUCAAGAUCCAUCGGGCUCAUCUUCAGGCUCCGGCGUAUCAUCUUCCCUUGGUCUUGCGCUCGCCGCCCUGGGGACCGAGACAGAUGGCUCAAUCGUCAGCCCGUCGGAGAACAACAACUUGGUAGGCAUCAAGCCUACCGUAGGCCUGACCUCCAGAUCGCUAGUGAUCCCGAUAUCCCAGCGUCAAGACACAGUCGGACCGAUGGCACGAACAGUGAAAGACGCCGCCUACCUCCUCCAAGCCAUUGCCGGAAAAGACAUUUACGAUAACUACACCUCCGCCAUCCCCUUCGACAGCCUCCCCGACUAUGUAGCCGCAUGCAACUUCUCCGCCCUCACCGGAAAGCGCAUCGGCGUCCCCCGCAACGACAUCUACGAGGUCGACAACGUCACUUACCCCAUCAUCGACGCCUUCAACGCAGCUCUCGAGGUCCUGGAAGCAGCCGGCGCCACCAUCGUCGACCCGACAAACUACACGGCCUGGGACGCCUUCUUCAGCAGCACCAGCGAGACCUGCGUGCUAGACACCGACUUCGUCUCAGACCUGAAAUCCUACCUCGACCAACUAAUCUAUAAUCCCACCGGCGUGAAAACCCUAGCAGACGUCAGCGCAUUCACGCACAGCUUCCGCGCAGAAGACUACCCCGACCGUAACACCGCAGAGUGGGACCGGGCGCUGAACAUAACCUUCAACAACACGUCUCCCGAGUUCUGGGCAUGCUACCAGCGAGAUCUGUACUUUGGCGGUACUGGCGGACUCUUGGGAGCGUUGCAAAACUACUCGCUGGACGCGAUUGUCAUACCGACGGCGUUCUCGUCGUCCAUUUCCGCGAUUAUCGGUGCACCGAUUGUAACAGUGCCGCUGGGCUCAUACCCGCCCAACACGACUGUGGUCACGAACGCGAGGGGCGAUCUAAAUGCGACGGCGCCGAAUAUCCCGUUCGGGAUCUCGUUUGUGGGUGCGAAGUGGAGCGAGGCGGAGUUGAUCGGGUACGCGUACGCGUUUGAGCAGAGGACGAAGGUGAGGGAUACAAUUCAGCCGUACAUUAAGCCGACGACGGAGUUGAGCGAUGUGGUGGCGAAG
This is a messenger RNA of Mytilinidion resinicola, 1545 nucleotides long. RefSeq names its product glutamyl-tRNA amidotransferase subunit A. The transcript is spliced from 3 exons. The record is from RefSeq and is a predicted model, not a curated record. Lineage: Eukaryota; Fungi; Ascomycota; Dothideomycetes; Mytilinidiales; Mytilinidiaceae. The annotation marks the transcript as partial.